CAACCAUCGUUCUCAAAAAAAAUCUUCUUUUUUUUUCAAUUUAUUUCGGCGUGGUUCUUUUGGUUGCAUUUAAUUUUGUUCUUUGUUAUCAAUAAUUCGAAUCGAUUAUUUGUGUUUCAUAAUCCAAGUUCACAUAAUUUCUAUAUAUUUUUUUUGUUUCUUUUGCGACACAAGCGAAACUUUUAUUCUCACUUCGAGCACACGCAUUUAGUGCGGUCAUAAUUUUUUUUGUUCAAUAGUCAAAGUGAACAUGAAUCUCCAUACUAAUAAACGUUCGGCAUCCGACGACAUAAAUGAACGUCGAAAACGGCGUCGAACGAUUUCGAAUGAUUUAUAUCGAGGUUUCAGUAUUGAUGAAAUUGAAAAUAACGAAGAUGUAUCGGAUUUAUCGUCAAUGUCAUCUGAUAGCGAUGAAGACGAUGAAUCAAAGAUAGAUUUACAUGUGCCAAAUGCAUCGUCAUCUAGUCAAUGUGAUCGGUGUUCAAAAUGCAAAUAUGAAAUACCAAAACUAAUGAAAGUACACAACGAAGUGUUGUCAUUGUUGACGGAAUUGAAGAAGAAAAACAACGAAAUACACAAAACGGUCAGACUUGAGCUUCAAAUUUGCAGACAAGAAAUUAUCGAAGAAGUACAGCAAUUGAAGCAGAGUUUUACACGAAUGACCGAUAUGAUUCGCCACGACACGAGCGACGACAACAUUGUAGUUAAUGUAGGACGGAAUAAUUAUAAUGGGCCAGAAUCUCCUCUAUAUAGAAGGGAUCGCAAUCGAUCAGCAUCUCCCCAUUAUUUCCCCUAUUCACCCGAAUAUGAUCCAAUGGAUCCAGGAAUGGCGAACGAUGAAAAUGUUCCACCAAUUCGAUAUAUUAGAGGCUAUAAUCCACCGGUUAGAGCCAGAGCGGAUGAAGAUAUGGACGAUGACAAUGAUGGACAAAGCGUUUCAGAUACUUCCGAAGAUGAAGCAUUUUUAGAAGAUUAUUUACGAUAAGAAAACCAGAUAAAACUGUCGAUAAAAUAACGAAAGCGAUUCGCAUUUGUCCCAAAUCAUGCCCAAAUCAAUAACAAAAAUAGAAGAAAUAUUAUUUGCGGAUGAGGCAGGGAUCGUCAAUCUCAUUAUGGAUCGUUUUAAGAUCUGUUCUGAUUUUACAGAAAUGAGACUUAGGUUAUGUUAAUAUGUAUUAAGUUCAAUCAUUUUUCUAUCGCUUCAUACUUAUGUCAAUCGAUUUAUUUUAUUUAGUUAUCACGCCAUACAUUUUGCUCUAUCUGUAAUUUCGAAAUUCAAUCAAAUGCCUCAGUUUAAUUAUUGAUUUGUCUCAAUAAAAUUUACAGUAAUUUUUAGAAGGAUAAA
Molecule: messenger RNA, 1345 nt
Organism: Contarinia nasturtii (swede midge)
Lineage: Eukaryota; Metazoa; Arthropoda; Insecta; Diptera; Cecidomyiidae
Exons: 4
Coding region: 251-985 (244 amino acids)
Source: RefSeq, a predicted model, not a curated record